AUGGGCGUUGUACCAUUAAGCAAUUUUAAAAUAGCAAAUGUUCUACCGAUUUAUAAGAAUGGAUCUCCAACUAGUACUUGUAAUUAUCGUCCAAUCUCUCUUCUUUCAGUAUUCAGUAAGCUCUUAGAGAAACUUAUGUCAAAUAGGCUGCUUGAUUUUAUCCAAUGAAAAGCAAUUUUGUUUGAUAAUCAAUUCGGAUUUUGUGCUAAACACUCUACUGACUUUGCCGUUCUUAGUAUAAUUGAUAAAAUACAAAAAGCAAUUGAUGAACAAGAUUUUUCUUGUGGAAUAUUUUUAGAUCUUAGUAAAGCCUUUGACACAGUCAAUCAUGAAAUCUUAAUAAAAAAAUUAGAGCAUUAUGGAAUACGGGGUGUAGCUAAACACUGGUUUGAAUCCUAUCUUAGAGGCCGCUAUCAAACAGUUACAGCAAAUAAUACUAAGUCUUCGGCUAAUAUUAUUUCUUGUGGUGUACCACAGGGAUCCGUUCUUGGUCCAAUUUUAUUUGUUUUGUAUGUCAAUGAUUUUCAUCACAGUUCUAACCUCUUCGAUUUUCAUUUAUUUGCCGACGAUGCAAAUUUGUUCUACCGACAUAAAAAUAUUAAUAUUUUGCAAUCAGAUGUUAAUACCGAAUUAAAUAGUAUUAAUGUCUGGCUAUGUGCCAAUAAGUUAUCGCUCAAUGUAGAAAAAUCAAAUUUUGUCCUUUUUCAUCCAUCACAACGAAAAAUAGGUAUAAAUUUUCAAUUAAGUAUAAAUGACAAGAUUAUUAAACAAUGCUAUUCGGUUAAAUAUCUGGGCAAUUCUGAUUGACUCUAACCUUGGUUGGAAAUCUCAAAUUGAAUGUAUUGCUAAAAAAUUAAGAGAAGUGUGGGCAUUCUAUCUAAAUUACGGUACUAUGUUCACACUAACAUUCUGAUUAACACUAACACUUUGAUUUAUCCAUUUCUAAUAUAUGGUAUAAUCAUCUGGGGUAAUACUUACCCCAGUACAAUACAACCACUUUUUGUUUUACAAAAGAAGGCCAUGCAUAUUACAACGUUUUCUGAAUAUAACGAACAUUCAAGUCCAUUGUUUAAGUUAAUUAUUAAAUAUAAUCAAGAUCUUUGAUUUGGUAACUUUCCAUAUUGCAUCAUUUAUGUAUAAAUUCCACCAUCGACUAUUGCCCUCAGUUUUUGAUAACUUUUUCACUCCAAUAGAUAGAAUACAUAAUUAUAAUACAAGAUUGGCAUGAAAACAGAGUUAUUACCUUCCUAAAGCAAGAACUAAUUAUGGUUUAUUCAAUAUAAGAUUUCAAGGAACCAAGAUAUGGAAUUCCAUAAACGAAAAUAUAAAACUGUUUUCUUUUUCAAAAUUCAAAAAUAAACUAAAAAGUGAUAUAUUGCAUAAAUAUUAAACAUUUUAUUCUCAGUAAAAUUUUUCUUCUUCUUGCUAUAUAAGUUGAUAAAGCUGUUCUGAUCCUUUUCCUUCAUCCCAACUCCAAACCAAAAUCUACUGGUAAUGUAUUAUAUUAUAAUAUGUUGCAAUUGUAAAUUGUAUUUAAUUUAUUCUUAGUGUAGUUCUAUGUGUAAGUCUGUUUUUUGUUACUGCUAGUGUCAUGUUGUACCUAUUUUCCGAUUAUAUAAGUUACUUAAGUAUUUUUGCGAACUGGCUUCCUGGCAUUUUUAGCCAUCUUAGGUUAUUUCGGGAAGCCAGUACCCUACUUUUAUUAUAAUUAAUUUAUCUUAUAAUCCAUGUAGUAUUUUAACAAAUGGGUACAAUAAAGUGUAUUGUAUAGUUCAUUGUAUACAAGUUUUGAUUCAGAAACAUUUAAAUCAUAUAAUGAUUUAGCUACUGCUCUUAAAGCCCACUUUACUAAUCCUGCUUCUAUUUGGCUGUGGCUCCAGCAACUAUCUGCUUGAAAACAGGAGGAACAUGAGUCCUUGUCUAACUAUUCUCUGACAUUAGGCAUUUAUGCAAACGAUUGGGCCUUACUGAUUUAGUUGUAAGGCACUAUUUUAUUCAAGGUCUUCACCCUGAUCUAAAAAGCCAUGUUAUCUUAGGGCAGCCCAAAAGUUUAUCAGAGGCUGAAAAUUUUGCAAACCUUAAGGAGGCUGUGUUAAAACAUACACCUAAUUUCACUCAGCAAAAACUCGAAAGUCAAUUGCAGUCUGUAGUAACAAGUUUGGAACGCCUUACAAAGGCACAACAAAACAACAUAUCAAAUGUUGCCGCCUAUAAUGCACAUUCGCAUGACUUCAGAUAUGACCAACAUCAUGGGGGUCAGUCCACUCUCUCAGGUCCCAGACAUGAUUCAGAUCACCUGGCUAAGUUGGUUCGAGACAAAGUGCGUUGACAAACCAGGUUCAUAGCACCAACAACCAGGCCUUCAAAUCCAGGUGUACCAUCUUUUUGCAACCGCCGUACUAUUGAUGGAUUACCUAUUUGCAAUAAGUGUGACAAAGUUGGUCACAUUGCUCGCAGUUGUAGGAGUAUUCGUAACCCCCAUGCAAAAUAUCCUUCACUUAUAUAACCAAACCUUUCGCCCAAAUGCACCUACCUUUCGACCAAAUGCACCUACUUUUGGCAAUCAAAAAAGGACUAACAACCCAUUUCACCAGCAGUUGGGAAACUAGUUGUGGCUUCUUUAUACCGGGACGAUAGAAAGGUGAAGUAUUUACAGCAAAUUAAUGAAAUUCAAUGUCUCGUAAAGGAUCAACCUAAUAAUGUUAAUAACUCUGUUAAUGAAACUAAUGAUAUUUCUGUUGCAACUCUGGUUAAUUUGGAAGUAGAAGAACUUAGACAUAUAGAUAUCUCAAGCCCACCAGUAUGUAAGGAAAAUAUAGAAACAAUACACCCUGAUCUUGUGGAUAUUGAUUUCACUUUAUGUACAGAUAGAAGUCAUAGUGUUAUAAGUGAGAAAAAUGCUCCAGCUAGCCAAUUGAUAAUAAAUUGUGAUACAUUGACGAUAAAUGAAAUAGAUAAUUCUAAAGUGACAGAGUCACAGCAUAUACAUGUACCACAGCAUGUUGACAUUGAUGUUAGACAACCAUUUUUUUCUGAGUAUAGUACCAUAGAUGUACCAGUCUGUGAUGACCUAGCAGAUUUAUCCCCAUGUGAAGUUAAAGGAAAUGAGAUACAAAGCAGCGAAAUGGUUUUUAAUACUGAUUUAGAAGGAAUAAUAUUUCCUGUUUCUAACCCCACUGAGAGUUAUGUUGAUAAGCCUGUUCCUGAAUCAUUGAUUUCAUUUCAACUUGGUGAAUUCAAGUACCCUGACUAUGCCUAUAUUGUUGAUAACUUGGCUUAUGAGGUAAUAUUUGGUGCAGAUCUCUUGAUGCAUUAUCAAUCUGUUAUCAACUUUGACACUAGUAAAUUGCAGGUACCACCUCCUACGAACACACCACCACCACCAACAGAUACACCACCACCUUGUUCGACAUCUAGUUAA
This is a messenger RNA of Paramuricea clavata, 3421 nucleotides long. NCBI's taxonomy places the organism in Eukaryota, Metazoa, Cnidaria, Anthozoa, Malacalcyonacea, Plexauridae. The record is from the annotation of a GenBank genome assembly.